Lycium barbarum (goji berry) is the source of this 4218-nucleotide messenger RNA. RefSeq names its product myosin-7-like. The coding region runs from base 342 to 3818 and encodes 1158 amino acids. The record is from RefSeq and is a predicted model, not a curated record. Gene Ontology annotation, molecular function: actin filament binding; ATP binding; microfilament motor activity. Gene Ontology annotation, biological process: actin filament organization; vesicle transport along actin filament. Gene Ontology annotation, cellular component: vesicle; actin cytoskeleton; cytoplasm. The transcript has 29 exons. Lineage: Eukaryota; Viridiplantae; Streptophyta; Magnoliopsida; Solanales; Solanaceae.
UAUCUUGGAUAUGGUUUACCGUUCCUGCUAUAGUUAUUGCUGCCUAUACACACAUUCUUCUUCUUAAAGCACUUUUGGUGUUGGGUUCACAUUUAGAUGAAUAGCCUUGUUUGUUUCCCUGCUAGUUUCUUAAUUUUUUUUUUUUUUUGAUGCUCUCUCCUUUGUUAUGAUUAUUGAUUUCUUCAAUGCAGUUUUGAGCAAUUCUGCAUUAAUUUGACCAACGAAAAACUGCAGCAACAUUUCAACCAGGUUUGUGUAGUGAUUCAUUUGACAGUCUCAUAGCUGAGAAAUGUUAAUAGUCUAAAACCUUUUGUUUUUCCCUUUUCCAGCAUGUUUUCAAGAUGGAGCAAGAAGAGUAUACCAAAGAGGAAAUUGACUGGAGUUACAUAGAUUUCAUUGAUAACCAAGAUAUCCUUGAUCUUAUAGAAAAGAAACCUGGCGGGAUCAUUGCUCUUCUUGACGAGGCUUGUAUGUUCCCAAGAUCAACACAUGAGACCUUUGCAGAAAAGCUAUAUCAGACUUUUAAAGAUCAUAAGCGGUUCAGCAAGCCAAAGUUGUCCCGGACUGAUUUUACUAUUUGCCACUAUGCUGGUGAUGUCACGUACCAAACCGAGUUCUUUUUGGAUAAGAACAAGGAUUAUGUAGUUCCAGAGCACCAAGCAACACUUAUUGCUUCAAGGUGCCACUUUGUCGCUGGCUUGUUUCCACCUUUACCUGAAGAUUCUUCUAAACAGACCAAGUUUUCCUCAAUUGGCGCUCGAUUUAAACAACAAUUGCAAUCAUUGCUUGAGACACUUAAUGCCACAGAGCCUCAUUAUGUUCGUUGCGUGAAGCCAAAUAAUCUCUUGAAGCCAGAAAUUUUUGAGAAUCAAAAUGUACUCCAGCAGCUUCGUUGUGGGGGAGUUCUGGAGGCUAUUCGGAUCAGUUGUGCUGGCUAUCCUACUCGGAAGCCAUUUGAUGAAUUCUUAAGUCGGUUUAAGGUCCUUGCUCCUGAAGUUUUAAACGGAAGUAUUGACGAGGUUGCUGCUUGUGGGAGACUUUUAGAGAAAGCUCACCUCAAAGGUUAUCAGGUUGGUAAAACAAAAGUGUUUCUUAGAGCUGGUCAAAUGGCAGAAUUAGACACUCGCCGAAAUGAGGUCCUUGGCAGGUCUGCUAGCAAAAUCCAGGGAAAAGUUCGCACAUAUUUCGCUCGCAAAAAAUUUGUGUUGUUACGAGUUUCAGCAAUCCAAAUCCAAGCUGUUUGUAGGGGCCAGCUUGAACGGGCUCUCUAUGAGCGCAUGAGGAGGGAAGCUGCCUGUCUGAGGAUCCAAAAAGAUGCACGCAAGUACAUUGCAAGGAAAUCUUAUGGAUUGCUGUGUUUUUCAGCUGUUUCCAUUCAAGCAGGAUUGCGUGGUAUGGCUGCUCGAAACGAGCUUCAAUUCAGAAAGCAAAAAAAUGCAGCUACCUUUAUCCAGCGUUAUUUGCGGAGAUACUUGAAACGCCGGCAUUAUAGGAGGAUGAAGAAAGCAGUAGUUGUGCUACAAUGUUCCUGGAGAGCUAAAAUGGCCCGUAAAGAACUACGGAAGCUAAAGAUGGCAGCGAAAGAAACUGGAGCUCUCCAAGAAGCCAAAAGCAAGCUGGAAAAGGAAGUUGAAGAGCUGACCCAGAGACUAGAGGCGGAGAAGCGCAUGAGGGAUAAUCUGGAGGAAGCUAAAAGCCAGGAAACAAUAAAAUUACAGUCUGCAUUGGAAGAGAUGAGGCUUCAGCUUCAAGAAACUAAAGAGUUGCUCAAGAAGGAAUGUGAGGCUGCCACAAAGGUCGUGGAACAAGGAUCUGUUACACAAGAGGUCCAGGUUAAAGAUCAGGGGCUGCUCACGAAGGAACAUUCGGCUGCCACAAAGGUCGUGGAACAAGGAUCUGUUAUACAAGAGGUCAAAGUUAUAGAUCAGGUGCAGGUCAACAAGCUUACAGCAGAAAAUGAGCAGCUUAAGGUUCUUGUUAACUCAUUGGAAAAGGAAAUUGAUGAAAAAGACAAAAAAUAUAAGGAGACAGCCAGAGUAAGUGAGGAGCGACUGAAGCAAGUUCUGGAGGCCGAGUCUAAGAUAACUCAGCUGAAGGAUGCCAUGCAAAGUUCUAGAGAGCUCCUAAUGAAGGAUCCCGAGGCUGCCACAAAGUUGUUGGAAGAAGUAGAGUUCCAGGUUGCAGAUCAGGAGGUGUCAGGCAAGAUUACUGCUGAAAAUGAACAGCUCAAGGUUCUUGUUAACUCAUUGGAAAAGAAAAUUGAUGAAACAGAGAAAAAAUAUGAGGAAACAAGCAAAGUAAGUGAGGAGCGAUUGAAGCAAGCUCUGGAUGCAGAGGCUAAGAUAAUUGAGUUGAAGCUUAACAUGCAAAGGCUUGAAGAGAAACUUUCCGAUAUAGAAGACCAGCAGAUUCUUCGACAGCAAGCGUUACAUUUACCUACUGGAAGAACUUCAAGCCGUUUCACACCUUCUGAAAACGGUCAUCAUGAACCACUGGCUCCAACACCAUCAAGAAGGUUUGGUACAGAUUCUAUGAGGAGAUCCAAUGCUGGAGCAGCAAAAUGGUUUGGUACAGAGUCUAUGAGGAGAUCCACUGCUGAAAGGCAGCGGGAGAGUGUGGAUAUUCUUAUCAAAUGUGUCAGUCAAGAUUUAGGGUUCAGUGAAGGGAAACCAGUGGCAGCAUUUACCAUAUACAAAUGCCUACUUCAUUGGAAUUCCUUCGAAGCAGAAAAAACUAAUGUAUUUGAUCGUCUUAUCCAGAUGAUUGGUUCUGCGAUAGAGGACGAGACAAACAAUAAUCACAUGGCUUAUUGGCUGUCCAACAGUGCAACAUUGUUGUUUUUGCUUCAGCAUACGCUGAAAACUACUGGUUCAGCUCCAAGUAAACCGCCCCAACCAACAUCGUUUUUUGGUAGAAUGGCGCAGAGCUUCCGGUCUUCAUCUGCCAACCUUGCUAUUGGUGGUCUCGACACUGUACGUCAGGUUGAGGCAAAGCAGCCAGCUUUAUUUUUCAAGAUGCAGCUCAGUGCUUAUGUCGAAAAGAUUUAUGGAAUUGUUCGGGAUAACUGGAAAAGGGACUUGUCUUCACUACUGACUUCAUGUAUCCAGGCAUCUCAAACAUCAAAAGGCGGCUCCUCACAAUCACCACGGAAGUCCGUCGAUGGUCCUCCUCCGACCACUCCCUGGGAUGGCGUAACUGAGAGCCUAAAUGGGCUUCUCAGUACACUGAAAGAAAAUUAUGUUCAUCCAGUUUUUGUCCAGAAAAUUCUAAACCAGAUAUUUUCUUACAUAAAUGUUCAGCUUUUCAAUAGCCUUCUCCUUCAAAGAGAGUUCUGUACAUUCAGCAAUGGGGAGUAUGUAAAAGCUGGAUUGCAAGAACUAGAACAUUGGUGCGGAAAUGUAAAAGAAGAGUAUGUUGGUUCUUCUCUGGAUGAACUAAAGCAUGUGAGGCAGGCAGUAGGAUUCCUGGUUAUUAAUCAGAAAUCGAGACUUUCAUCUGAAGAUCUAACAACUGAUCUCUGCCCCAUUUUGAGUAGUCAACAGUUGUAUCGGAUAUGUACACUUUACUGGGAUGAAGAUUUUAAUACUCAAGGUGUAUCCCCAGAAGUCAUUUCCAGUUUUAAGGAUCAAGCAAAAGAAAACGCGAAUGAUGCAGACAAUGCAAAUGAUGCAGAUAACAACUUUGUAUUGGAUGAUAAUUCCAGCAUCCCCAUCUCUGUUGAGGAUAUUAACAGUUCCCUCAAGGACGUUGAUUUUACCGGUGUAAAACCUGCAAACGAACUGCUCGAAAAUGCAGCCUUCCAAUUUUUACGCGAAUAAGGCUGAGGUUUCUCGAUCACAAAGUGCAUGUUCAUUGGAAGGACGAUGCCCAAGUUUCCCUUUCAUGAAUAUCAACUAUUGUACAUCCACUAAUCGAUUCUUUUUCCCUCCGGAUGCACCAUUUUUGUUUUUAUACCAUAACAUCCAACGCCCCUUGUAAAGUUGCUCUAAUGUAGUAUUCUUGUAAAAUUGUAGAUCUAGUUUAGAUAGGAGAAGGGGCAGGGGUGAAGUUUUCCAAUUUAGAGCUUGUUCCACUUAGUCUUUGUUCUUCUUAUUUGUCUCAUUUUUAUCCACCAUUUAGAGUUGGCGUUAGCUAGAUUCUUUUGUAACAAGGACUAAUUGGAGUACAAUAUUAUUGUAAGAGCAAAUGGCCAAUUCAGUGCCCCAUGAGCAUAAGGUG